Molecule: messenger RNA, 1365 nt
Organism: Aspergillus steynii IBT 23096
Lineage: Eukaryota; Fungi; Ascomycota; Eurotiomycetes; Eurotiales; Aspergillaceae
Product: M20 family metallopeptidase
Exons: 1
Molecular function (GO): hydrolase activity
Source: RefSeq, a predicted model, not a curated record
GAAUGAAAUCCCUCCACCUACUCAGCUUCAGCACCCUUACAACAGCGCUAUCAAUCCCAUUUCCCCUGCAACAACUUCUCAAUGGCCAUGGCACCACCACUCCCAAUAACAACCCCAGCAUCACUCCGACCUCCCACGAGCUAAACCACAUCAUCGACUCCUCCCCCCUCCUCUCUUUCCACCGUGACAUCACCAAAAUCGAAUCCAUCAGCGGCAACGAAAAGAACGUCGGCUCAUUCAUCAUCGACUUCCUCUCCUCCCACAACUUCACCGUCGAGAAGCAACUCGUCGAACCACAAACCACCACCACCCCCGAACGCUUCAACAUCUACGCCUACACCAACGAGGACCGCCACCCCGACAUCAUCCUAACCAGCCACAUCGACACCGUCCCACCCUUCAUCCCCUACUCUCUCCACGCACCCAACACCACCACCUUCGCACGAGAAGACCUCCUCAUCGCCGGCCGCGGCUCCGUCGACGCCAAAGCCAGCGUCGCCGCCAUCAUCUUCGCCGCGCUCGAAACCCUCUCCGAGAACCCCUCCACCUCCCUCGGUCUGCUGCUCGACGUCGGCGAAGAAAACAGCGGCGUCGGCAUGAAGACCUUCUCGAAUUCAGACCUCAACCCCUCCCCGUCGACCUUCCACACCAUCAUCUUCGGCGAACCCACCAACCUGUCCCUCAUCGCGGGACACAAAGGCGCACUGGGCUUCCGGGUCGUCGCGAACGGAAAGGCCGCGCACUCGGGGUACCCGUGGCUCGGGAAGAGUGCUAUUUCGGCGAUUCUACCGGUUCUGGCGCGGUUGGAUGCGCUGCAGACGAUACCCGCAGAGGAAGGCGGGCUUCUACGCAGCGAUAUUCUAGGUAACUCGACGCUGAAUAUCGGGACAGUGCGAGGGGGUGUAGCGAAGAACGUGGUCCCUGCAUUUGCGGAGGCGGAUAUCGCGAUUCGUCUGGCGGCAGGGACGCCGGAUGAGACGAGGGAGAUUAUGCGGAAGGCUGUGGAUUAUGUCACGGGUGGGGAUGGGAGUGUGUAUGCGGACUUUGAGACGUACAAGGGAGGGUUUGAGCCGCAGCAUCUGGAUGCAGAUGUUGAGGGGUUUGAGGUGAUUACGGUGAACUAUGGGACGGAUGUGCCGGCGUUGGAGGUGCAUGAGCGGGAGGAUGGCAGCAGGGUAAAGAGGUAUUUGUAUGGGCCGGGGAGCUUCUAUGUGCCGCAUAGUAGUCAUGAGGCGAUUACUGUGGGGGAGAUCGAGGAGGCAGUUAGGGGGUAUAAGAGGCUGAUUGAGGUUGCGGUGGAGAGGCAUCAGAAUGGGCUGGCAUAAUGGCAGAGAAUUGGUAGGACCUGUUAAAGGUAUAUACUAG